AUGGGUCGUCCUGAGGUUCAGAUGUUAACAUGGACACUGUUUGUUUACCUGAGUUGGAUAUGUGUGGAUCAAGCAGUGGCAGGGCCGCAGUUCAUGGUCACCAUUCCUGCAGUUAUCGGAGCAGGAGCUGAAACGUCGUUCUGUGCGAGCCUCUUGAAGCCCAACGAGACUCUGGUCAUGACCGUCACUCUGAGGUCCCUGCAGCAGAAUGUGACUCUCAUGGAGGAAACAUCCAGUCAGGAGUUUCACACCUGCAUUAAGUUCAUGGCUCCUUUAGUGCAAGAUGAAGUCCGAAUGUUGGAGGUGGAGGUCCGAGGGGCAACGUUUUACUCAAAAGAAGUCAGAAAAGUUAUGAUCAGAGCCUACCAGCCAAGCACAUUCGUCCAAACAGAUAAACCGAUCUACCUCCCAGGACAAACAGUGAAUUUCAGAGUCGUCUCACUGGACAGCAAAUUGAGACCUGUCAAUCGCUUGUACACCGUCAUUGAAAUUGAGGAUUCAGCCAGCAACAGGGUUGGACAGUGGUUACAAAAAGAAUCCAACGGGACAAUAUUGCAGCUUUCAUACUCCUUGAACUCUGAGGCCCGCGAAGGAACCUACAAUGUCAUUGUGUCGAUUGGUGAUGAGAAGAUUUUUCAUAACUUUAAGGUGGAGAAAUAUGUUUUGCCAAGAUUUGAGGUAAAAGUAGAAGCACCUGGUGAAGUUAGUAUUGGGCAUGAAGACAUCAAAGUUGAAGUUUGUGCAAAGUAUACAUACGGGCAGCCUGUACCAGGAAAUGUUAAAAUUGAGAUGCACCGACCUCUCAGUCGCUAUUAUACAAGGAACUAUGUAGCUACCACUGAUAAUUCAGAUGGCGUCCCUGAGAUAACUGCCCCAUCUUACAUGGAGAUAAAACAGGCAGAUGAGGCCGGCUGCGCAACUUUUCUCAUCAUGAUGUCAACUUUCACAAAACUUGACCAAAAAGUGCUGCGAGAUUCACUGCAUCUCAAGGCCAGCGUGGAGGAGGAGGGAACAGGAAUUGCACAUGAUAGUCAGAAGAGACUCGAUAUAUCCUACGUUAUCGGAAAGGUUUUCUUCAUGGACACACCCAAGAUUUACAACAAAGGAUCAGAUGUGGAGGGAAAAGUCAAAGCUGUUACUUACGACAACACGCCCAUUCCUGACAUGAAGGUGCACCUGUUUGAGGGAGAGAGGUGGUCAUCCCGUCUGCUGCAGAAUCUCACAACUGACAGUGAGGGUGUCGCAGCUUUCACGAUAAGCACAGCUGAGUUUAAACAAGACAUCCGGCUUGUCGUAAGCAGCAAACCCUCAGUGAGGUACGACGGGCAUCGAUCUCCUUACUACCAAACCGGAGAGCACACACUGACCUUGGUCAAACCUUUUGCUCCAGAAACUAAAACAAUCAGCUCCCUGGAGGUGCAGAAGAAGGAUCAACCACUGGCCUGUGACACAGAAGAAGAAAUCUUUAUCCGUUUCGUUGUAGUUGGGGAAGCCCAGGGCUCUGCGGAUGUGAUGUAUCUGGUCUUAUCCCGAGGAGUCAUUGUAUGGCAAGGAUUCAAACAGGUUGAAGUCCAAGAUAAAUCAGUGACUGAGGGCGAGAUGUCCUUUAAGUUCAGAGUGUCUCCUGAGAUGUCCCCAGACGUCCAGGUUGUGGCUUACGCUGUCCUCCCCAGUGAGACGGUGAUCGCCCACAGUUCUGACUUCUCCACUGAGAAAUGCUUCAGUCACAAGGUGUCGCUGGAGUUUUCUCCGUCCUCAGCUGUCCCAGGAGAAGAAAACACCCUAAAGUUGACAGCCCAGCCGGACUCUCUGUGUGGUGUGAGCGCUAUCGACCAGAGC
Molecule: messenger RNA, 1839 nt
Organism: Labrus bergylta (ballan wrasse)
Lineage: Eukaryota; Metazoa; Chordata; Actinopteri; Labriformes; Labridae
Source: RefSeq, a predicted model, not a curated record